UAAUCAUACAAACAUAGUUUUAAUCAAACAACCUAGAAAAUGUUGAAAAAACUUAGACGCAAGGUUAGCACAGCUCUCGCAGGUGGCUCGAGAAAAGGCUCCAAACCCUAUAAAAACACAACCUUCAAAAUCAAAACCCCAUCACCAUCCCCAUCACCAUCAACCCCAUCACAACUUCCAUCACCACCACGAAGAUCAACAAUGUCUCACACCAGAAAGCACACUCCUUUUCUGUUCCCCCAUGUUGAUUCCACUGUUGUCCCUGAACCCUCCAAUUUCUUCUCCUCAAACCUUGUCUCAAAUCCACUCCCCACAAACUCCUUCUUCCAAAACUUUGUCCUCAAAAACGGUGACCAACCUGAAUACAUUCACCCUUACCUCAUCAAAUCCUCAAACUCUUGUCUUUCCCUCUCAUACCCAUCUCGCUUCAUGAACCCCUCCUUCAUCUACCAAGUCUUCAACCCUGAUCUUACCAUCUCUUCCUCUCAAAAAUCCCACCCUUCCCAUUUGAACCACACCAUCUCUUCCCACAAUGAUCUCAGUGUUACAUUGGAUAUCCCUUCUUCCAAUUUGAGGUUUUUCCUUGUUCGGGGAAGCCCCUUUUUGACCCUCUCUGUGACUCAACCAACCCCUCUUUCCAUCACCACAAUCCAUGCAAUUCUCUCCUUUACCUCAAGUGAGUCACUCACCAAACACACUUUCCAUCUUAACAAUGGCCAGACUUGGUUUUUGUAUGCUUCUUCACCGAUCAGGUUGAGUCAUGGACUCUCUGAGAUAACUUCUGAUGCCUUUUCUGGCAUAAUUAGGAUUGCCCUUUUGCCUGGUUCUGAUUGGAAGCAUGAGGCUGUGCUUGACAGGUUCAGUUCUUGUUACCCUGUGAGUGGUGAGGCUGUGUUUGCAAGACCCUUUUGUGUGGAGUAUAAGUGGGAGAAGAGAGGGUGGGGUGAUUUGUUGAUGUUGGCACACCCUCUCCAUAUUCAGCUUUUGGCUGAUAGUGGCAGCGAAGAUGUUAGUGUUUUGAGUGAUUUUAAGUAUGGGAGCAUUGAUGGGGAGCUCGUUGGGGUUGUUGGGGAUUCUUGGCUUUUGAAAACUGAUCCUGUUUCUGUGACUUGGCAUUCUGUUAGAGGUGUGAGGGAAGAAUCCCGGGAUGAGGUUGUUUCGGCGCUUGUGAACGAUGUCGAGGGGCUGAAUUCUUCGGCAAUAGCGACAAAUUCGUCGUAUUUUUAUGGGAAAUUGGUUGCAAGGGCUGCAAGGUUUGCUUUGAUAGCUGAGGAGGUGUGUUUUCUUGAUGUGAUUCCCAAGGUUAGAAAGUAUUUGAAGGAAACCAUCGAGCCGUGGCUGGAGGGGACUUUUAAUGGGAAUGGAUUUCUGUAUGAUAGGAAAUGGGGUGGCAUUGUCACCAAACAAGGAUCUACUGAUGCUGGUGCUGAUUUUGGGUUUGGAGUUUACAAUGAUCACCAUUAUCAUUUGGGGUACUUCCUUUAUGGAAUUGCAGUGCUUGCUAAGAUUGAUCCGGUGUGGGGUAGGAAGUAUAAGCCUCAAGCCUAUUCACUAAUGGCAGAUUUUAUGACCUUGAGCAGAAGAUCAAACUCAAAUUACACAAGACUGAGGUGCUUUGACCUUUAUAAACUCCACUCAUGGGCUGGAGGGUUAACUGAGUUUGGAGAUGGAAGAAAUCAGGAGAGUACUAGUGAAGCUGUUAAUGCAUAUUAUUCUGCUGCCUUGAUGGGUCUGGCGUAUGGUGACACGCAUCUUGUUGCCAUUGGAUCAACACUCACAGCAUUGGAAAUUCAUGCAGCUCAAAUGUGGUGGCAUGUGCAAGAGGGAGAUAAUCAGUAUGAUCAAGAUUUUGUAAAAGAGAACAAGGUAGUUGGUGUUCUUUGGGCAAAUAAGAGGGAUAGUGGACUAUGGUUUGCGCCUCCUGAGUGGAGAGAAUGUAGGCUCGGCAUUCAACUCUUACCAAUACUGCCUAUUUCUGAAGUCUUGUUUUCCAAUGUUGAUUUUGUGAAGGAGCUUGUGGAGUGGACAUUGCCUGCUUUGAAUAGGGAAGGUGUUGGAGAAGGAUGGAAGGGGUUUGUCUAUGCUCUGCAGGGUAUUUAUGACAAUGAAGGUGCAAUGCAGAAGAUAAGAAGGUUAAAUGGAUUUGAUGAUGGAAACUCAUUGACUAAUCUCUUGUGGUGGAUUCAUAGCAGAUCUGAUAAAGAGGAAUUUGGUCAUGAAAAAAUCUGCUGGUUUGGUCAUUACUGCCACUAGGUAUUGUUAAUGGUUUCAGGUAUUUAAAAAGAAAUUAUGAUAGUUUCUUACAUUGUACAAAAAUAAAUUUCUGUAUACAUCUGAUGGCUGUUUCUUUCAAUAUUUAUUUCAGUAAAAUGUGUUGUGGACUUGAGCAUUCGUUCUCUGUUAACCCUCAUUGUGUCAUGAGAACAUUAUGGUUUAAGGUUUAAGCUCUUUAGCUA
Molecule: messenger RNA, 2456 nt
Organism: Glycine soja
Lineage: Eukaryota; Viridiplantae; Streptophyta; Magnoliopsida; Fabales; Fabaceae
Product: probable endo-1,3(4)-beta-glucanase ARB_01444
Exons: 1
Coding region: 40-2253 (737 amino acids)
Molecular function (GO): endo-1,3(4)-beta-glucanase activity
Source: RefSeq, a predicted model, not a curated record